GAUGACCUGUAUCCAGACACGGCGGGUCCCGACCCGGCCCUGGAGCCAGAGGAGUGGCUGGAGGGGCAAGAUGAGGACCCCAUCCUUCAGUCCAUGAGGGACGGCUACGUUCCUCCCAAGAGCCGCGAGCUCAAAGUGGCCAGGAAGAAUGUUCUGGACUCCAGACCCACCCCCAGACGCAGCAUGUCUUCCUGCGACGGCUCAGCCAACCUGCCCGUGAGUCACACUAAAUAUAUCACCUCUGUAUGCCUGUUUGUCUAAAAACCCUUGUCCCUGACCUGUCUGUUCUGUCCCUGACCUGUCUAUCCUGUCCCUGACCUGUCUGUUCUGUCCCUGACCUGUCUGUCCUGUCCCUGACCUGUCUCUCCUGUCCCUGACCUGUCUGUUCUGUCCCUGACCUGUCUCUCCUGUCCCUGACCUGUCUGUCCCGUCCCUGACCUGUCUGUCCUGUCCCUGACCUGUCUGUCCUGUCCCUGACCUGUCUCUCCUGUCCCUGACCUGUCUCUCCUGUCCCUGACCUGUCUGUCCUGUCCCUGACCUGUCUGUUCUGUCCCUGACCUGUCUGUUCUGUCCCUGACCUGUCUCUCCUGUUCCUGACCUGUCUCUCCUGUCCCUGACCUGUCUGUCCUGUCCCUGACCUGUCUCUCCUGUUCCUGACCUGUCUCUCCUGUCCCUGACCUGUCUGUCCUGUGCCUGAUCUAUCUCUCCUAUAGCUGUCCUGACCCUGACCUGUCUGUCCUGUCCCUGACCUGUCUGUCCUGUCCCUGACCUGUCUGUCCCUUACUGUCUGUCUUGUAGCUGUCCCGUCCCUGACCUGUCUCUCCCUGAACUGUCUGUCCUGUCCCCUACCUGUCUCUCCUGUAGCUGUCCUGUCCCUGACCUGUCUGACUUGUCUGUCCUGUCCCUGUCCUGUCUCUGACCUCUUUCUUGUUUUUUUCUCCUUCUUUCCAUCUCCUACCUUUUUCUACACUCCUCUCUUUCCCUUCCUCCAUCUCUCCUUCCCCCGCUUCCUUCAUCUCUCCUUCCCCCUCUUCCUUCCUCCAUCUCUCCUUCCCCCUCUUCCUUCAUCUCUCCUUCCCCCUCUUCCUUCCUCCAUCUCUCCUUCCCCCUCUUCCUUCCUCCAUCUCUCCUUCCUCCAUCUCUCCUUACCCCUCUUCCUUCCUCCAUCUCUCCUUCCUCUUCUUCCUUCCUCCAUCUCUCCUUCCCCCUCUUCCUUCCUCCAUCUCUCCUUCCUCCUCUUCCUUCCUCCAUCUCUCCUUACCCCUCUUCCUUCCUCCAUCUCUCCAUCUCUCCUUCCUCCAUCUCUCCUUCCUCCAUCCCUCUCCCCAGCCUCAGUUCGUAGAGCGGUUGUUGGAGGAAGUUCAGAAUCUCAAGGCGACAGUUCUGUCUCAGGAGAAGAGAAUCUGUGACCUGGAGAAUAAACUAUCCAAGUACACCAACGGCACAGCCUGA
Coregonus sp. 'balchen' is the source of this 1452-nucleotide messenger RNA. The record is from the annotation of a GenBank genome assembly. Lineage: Eukaryota; Metazoa; Chordata; Actinopteri; Salmoniformes; Salmonidae.